Messenger RNA from Papaver somniferum (opium poppy), 1544 nucleotides. RefSeq names its product putative threonine aspartase. The record is from RefSeq and is a predicted model, not a curated record. Gene Ontology annotation, molecular function: threonine-type endopeptidase activity. NCBI's taxonomy places the organism in Eukaryota, Viridiplantae, Streptophyta, Magnoliopsida, Ranunculales, Papaveraceae. Bases 41 to 1342 code for a protein of 433 amino acids. The transcript is spliced from 11 exons. Gene Ontology annotation, biological process: protein maturation.
CCCUAAUUCGUUUUCCCAUCAGAAAGGGAGACAAGAAAAAAUGGCGGGAGAGGGAGUUAUGGAAAACCCUAGAUUUUUCAUCGCACUUCAUGUAGGUGCAGGAUACCAUGCUCCUUCAAAUGAGAAAUCACUCAAAUCAGUCAUGAGAAGAGCUUGUCUUGCUGCUGCUUCUGUCCUUUGUAAGGGCCCUGGUGUAUGUAUGGAUGCUGUUUCGGCUGCAAUUCAAGUAUUAGAGGAUGACCCAAGCACAAAUGCUGGCCGAGGUUCUAACUUGACAGAAGACGGUCACGUCGAAUGUGAUGCGAGUAUUAUGGAUGGUGCAUCUGGAGCAUUUGGGGCUGUUGGAGCAGUUCCAGGUGUGCGUAAUGCCAUACAGAUUGCUAUUUGCUUGGCCAAGGAGCAGGCAGGACCAUCUUUGCUAGGACGAAUACCUCCAAUCUUUUUAGUUGGUGAGGCUGCACGUGAAUGGGGAAAGUCUAAGGGCAUUGUUUUUGGAACAGUAAAGGAGGAUAAUGAGUGGCUGGUGACAGAGAAAGGGAAAGCACAGUGGCUGAAAUACAAAACAAUGCUUGAUGAGGCCAAAACAAGGAAUGAGCUCUCACUUAUGGAGCCACAAUCAUCCAGUGCUCAAGAUACUGCACUGCAACCAAUUUCAGCAGUAGGAUCUCAACCAUGUGAUCCUUUCAAGCAGAACAGGAGGGAAGACCAACCUAGUUUUAUGCUGGAUGCUUCUGAAGAUGGUUCAGUGUCUGAUACUGUGGGGGUUAUUUGUGUUGAUGCUGAAGGACACAUAGCAUCGGGGGCUUCAAGUGGCGGUAUUGCGUUGAAGGUUAAUGGGCGUGUUGGUUUAGCAGCAAUGUAUGGUUCUGGCUGUUGGGCUAGCUCAAAAGGUUCCUCUGCGGCUCCUGACUUAGUAGGUUGCUGUGUUAGUGGCGGUGGUGAAUACUUAAUGAAAGGAUUUGCAGCUCGCGAGUGUUGCUUUUCAUCAUCACUAUCAGAAGAAGGACCAGCAUCUGCUUGCAUUAAAGUUUUGAGUUCUAUUAUACAUGAAAGCAGUAACCAAGGUGCUGACAGAAGUGCUGGAAUUUUACUUGUUCAUGCUGACGCACCCAAGACCUUGGAUUCAGAAAACUGUCAACAGCUGAGAACCAUAGAGAUUGCAGCAACCUACUCAUCAUUGUCCUUUGGAAUAGGUUAUUUUGGGAGCUCUAUGAACCAACCGAAGGUUUCAGUUCUUAGAAAUACCAGACAGCAAAGCUUAUCUGGUAUUGACCAUUUUGCAGCAAAGAUAGAUCUUACGGCAAGCAAAAACCUCCACAAGAAGAAAUCCAGACUGGUUUAAUUUGGAAUGUGUGAACUGCAAGAAAUUUUAUGUAGAAAUAGAAUCUGGAAAUAGUAAUUGUGCCAGAAAUUUGAAAUGCAAGAGUCUUCAAUGUAAUGGCGAUUACCUAUGGAUUGCUCUAAUGUUUAGUACGUAGCUGAAAAACUUUAAGCUGUAUGGCUUUGUGUGAGGCCCCUAAUUCAUAUCCUUUUCUUUUUCUUCA